UGACCCUAAUCUGACCAAUCAGGGACCAGAAUGUAGUUGUAUUUUUCCCAACAUUUUUGUUGGCGUAGUUUGAAGCCAUCAUUGUUUUCGAGUUCGGUAUUUUUAAUAAUCCCGAAUUCAUCAUGAGCUUUGCGAUCCGAACGCUUUUGUAUGAUUAAAUUCAAAUUAUAUAUGAAUUAUGUCGCUUAAACCAACGUUUAAUUGAUUCACGUGUAUGUGGUAAUUGUUUGUAAACAUAUUCAAUGCGAGAAUAGAGGAAACCUAGUGUAUCCCUCAACGGUUUCAUGUUAUAAGACUCAUUUGUGAUAAAUUUGUCGGCAAGAGCUAAAGGACACAGAUUUCAUGAAGGUACAACUGUCUGCCAAUAAUCGUGUUAAUGUUGACAGCCAGAGAACACAGUAAUUUUGAAUUACAUCGCGUUUUUCAAAAUUCCCAUUCUGUAUUGAGGCAUUGUACCUUAUUAUGAAACAUUGUGCCAUAAUAUGAGUAAAACUGAAAUGCAGCAAAUGGGCGAUUCUUCUGCUCAGAACGAUGCUGACGUAGCGAAUUCUACCGGCGCGAAUAGACCGGUAGGCGCAAAUGAUCAGAAAUCUGAGGAACCGCCGCCUCGAGAUGAGCCGCAUAUAGAACCCGUCAAUGGCAUCGUUCAACCACCUGUAAUCCCGCCUCCUCAUCGACCUGGUCGUAAUACUAACCAGUUACAAUAUAUUUUGAGAAAUGUUUGGAAACCUGUCCAUAAACAUAAUUUUGCAUGGCCAUUUCAUCAACCUGUGGAUGCGAUCAAGUUGAAUUUACCGGAUUACCAUAAAGUUAUAAAAUACCCGAUGGAUUUGAGUACAAUAUCCAAAAGACUAGAAAAUAAUUAUUACUGGAAUGCUAAAGAAUGUAUACACGAUUUCAAUACGAUGUUCACGAAUUGUUACGUUUAUAAUAAGCCGGGAGAAGAUGUAGUUGUUAUGGCACAAGCUUUAGAAAAACUGUUUCUUACCAAGGUUGCUAGUAUGCCUAAAGAAGAGAUUGAAAUCGAGGCUCCUCCUCCAAAAGGAUCAAAAUUGACUUCGUCCGCUAAAAAGAAAGUUGCCGGUCCUAGUAUGGUGCCCAAUAGAAUUAAACCGGUCAAUAGUACCGCAGCUGUGACGCCAGUUACUCCUACAACCACACCAACGUCCAUACCAGGUUCCACUGCUACAACCACCGUACCUUUACCAGUAGCUCAACACAAUUCAUUACCACACCAAGUAUCAACUCCAUUAUCUGCAUCAUAUUUAGCGCAACCGCCUAACGUUAAUAUGAGCGUGGGUUCGACUACACCUUCCAAAAUGAAAAAAGCCGUCAAAAGACGGGCCGAUACGAGUCCUGGUGGUAGUAGUGAGUCUGCAGAUCCAUUGUACACACCGGCAACGUCGAAUGCAAAAUUAGCUUCUAGAAGAGAAUCCCGUAGAACUGUUAAAAAGCCUGUAAGAACAGUCGAUGAAGAUAUUUAUUCUCAGCCGCCUGGUGCUCCCGGCAAUGCUAUCCAACCUGUUGAUAAGAGCAAAGAGAAAUUAUCGAGUGCUAUGAAAGCAUGUAGAGAAAUUUUACAGGAUAUUUUUUCUCAAAAGCAUUCUGGAUACGCUUGGCCAUUUUAUCGUCCUGUUGACGCCGAAUUGCUAGGAUUGACUGAUUAUUAUGAAAUUAUUAAACAUCCUAUGGAUUUCGGUACUGUCAAGAAAAAAAUGGACAAACGGGAAUAUAGAAAUAUUCAUGAGUUUGCUAAUGAUGUCAGAUUAAUUUUUUCCAAUUGUUAUAAGUAUAAUCCAAAGGAUCACGAUGUGGUCUUGAUGGCGAAAAAAGUUCAAAAAGUUUUCGACUCAAGUUUUGCUAAAAUACUCGCCAAAUAUCCUGAAACGGUACCAUCUCAUCAUCCUGCCAACGUAUCGUCUGUCGGCGCUGCAGUCGAAGAAGACGGUGAAAAGUCGUCAUCUAGUUCCUCAGAAUCUUCCUCUGCUUCUUCCUCUGAAUCGGUAGACUCUGAAGAGGACGAACGAUCUCGUAAAUUACUUAACCUACAAGAACAGUUGAGAAAUAUCCAAGAGCAAAUAGCGAAACUGGUGCAAGACGGCCGAAAAAAGAAAAGAAAGAAAAAAGAAUCGUCAAAUAGUAAUGUUAACAAUAAGAAAAACAAAAAAAUGAAUGCAGAGAAGAACGGUAAACAUAUGAGUAACAGUUUAUUCGCCAACGACACGAUGAACGCCAAUCUGUCAAGUAUAAACGCCGGUCCGAUGGAUACCAAGCCAGAAAUGAAUAGUAUAAAGAAUCAACCUGUACAGAAAUCUUCGACAAACGUGAUAACGUCGACGCCGCUCGCAGCCGGUAAAAACGCCAAAGGUAAAGCCGGCGGCGGUGUAAGAGGCGCAGCCAAAGCUGCGGCGUCCAAUGCUCAAUCAAAAAAACCACGUACAAAUUCUAAAGCAACGAAUUCAAAGAAGAAAAAUUCACUUCCUCCUACCGGAUUCGAUUCGGAAGACGAAGAUAAUGCUAGACCGAUGUCGUACGACGAGAAAAGACAAUUAAGCUUAGAUAUUAAUAAACUUCCAGGCGAUAAAUUAGGCCGCGUUGUACACAUUAUACAAUCGAGAGAGCCGUCGUUGCGCGAUUCGAAUCCAGAUGAAAUCGAAAUCGAUUUCGAAACUUUGAAACCAUCAACGUUGAGAGAGCUGGAAUCCUACGUUGCAUCGUGUUUACGAAAAAAGCCUCGAAAACCGUAUAGUAAAAAAGUCCCUCCAAAAUCAAAAGACGAACAAAACACUGAUACGAAGCCAAAUGUUGACAAGAAAGUUCAAAACGUUGCCGGCGGCGUCACGACGUCGAAUAAGAAACAGGCGAAAAAAGAUAAUAAAGAGGCUGUGAGCGGGCCUUCUAGACUAUCGGCAUCGAGUUCGAGUAGUUCUGAUACUGAUUCUAGUUCUUCCAGUUUAACCAGCAGUUCUUCAGAUUCGAGCGACUCAGAAACUGGUGGCGAAAAUAAAAAAAGUAAAAAGAAAAAGAAAAAUAAUCAAAUAGGUAUUACCAUAAAUGCACCACCGCCGGUUCCUAUUGCUAACUCGACCGCUUCGAUAUCGGUGAUCGCACCAAAACCCGCCGCCUCAACUGUGAGUAAUGUACAGAAACUAGCAUUACCUCAAGCACCAGCUGCUACGACACAGAUGUCGAAAUUGACCGUGACUCCUGUAACCACCGCAGCGGCCAAGAAAUCCGUGAGUCAGACUAUACCGCCGACGCAGCAGACUCGUCCGCCUUUAGCCGUCAUUCCUGCAUCUGUUAAACCUGUUACCAUGUGUCCUCCGUCCACUUUACCAUCGUCAACUGUUAUAACGAAUUCAACUGAAACGACAUUGCCAACUGUGAUAAGUACGCCGGUUACCUCGGCACCUUCUCAAGAGAAAUUCAACCAGCCGAUACAAAUACCUCAGCAACCACCCAUUAUUCCUCCUUUAGUUCAAAACCUUCCUCCGACGAGCGUUGCGCCAAUUACGCCCACCUUAGCAGCCGCCAAAGAAACUGUGCCUGUGUUACCCUCUGUCUUCGAUCCAGUAUUGGAGAGUCCACCGCAGGUCGCUAUACCGCCGAUGAACAAUGUUCAAAAAUACAUCCCCGAUAAGCCCCCUGUUCCGGUUAUCGCAUCUUCGAAUAUGCAUUCCAUCGAUGAUAAAUUAGCCGCGUCGUUAUCUCCAAGUGCUGUAAAUGUUAAUUACAAUGCAAACGACGCGAACCGGAUGGCGAAUGCUGCAAUGAUGCAAUCAGCUAAAAAGCAAUCGGCACCAUAUCUACCUUAUAACAUCGCACCCGAAGUAUGUUAUCCGCAAAACUGCGCAUAUCCCCCGAAUGCUCACUCUUAUCACUGGGGGCCCAAUUUUGGAAAACUAGUACUAAAACUAGACGCGCAAGAUCAAAAGGUCAGUAACGCGAGCUCGUGGUCUUCGUUGGCUCAGGCUGCGCCUGCUAUAGGCACAACGGCACAACCGAUUCCGCAGACGCUGAAAUCAUCAACGGAUGACAGUUUCUUGGCGUUCAAAAAACAAGCUAAGGAAAACGCGAAAAAGCAAAGAGCAUUGAUCGAACAGCAAGAAAUGAGGAAGAUGCAACAUCAAAAAGAGCAAGCCGAAAAGGAGAGAUUGAGGCUUGAAAGUGAAAAGAGAAGAGAAGAAGAAGAAGCAGCUUUGGAUAAAGCUAGGAAAGGAAUUAAUGAGCAACAAUUACCUCCCGCAUCACAACUUCAAUCCAUGACUCACGCAGGUGCGCCUAUAUCACAAACUCAACAAUUAGCUCAGAUGUCUAAUCUGCAACCUACCCCGAAUAUGAAAUUGGAGGAGAAUAAAACCGCUGGAUUAUUGGAUGAUUCCAUCAAUAGUCCGAGCCAAGAUAAAAUAGCCGCCGAACGUGAACGACAAAGGAAACGGGAACAAGAAAGAAGACGACGGGAAGCGAUGGCGUUGAAAAUAGACAUGAACUUUCAAAGCGAUUGUAUGGCGGCAUUUGAACAAACAUUGGAUUGACAUCUUUCAUGGAGAGUCGAAGUGGGAAUUUUUGAACUACCUACCUAUCAAACAUGUACAUAUUUAUAUGUAAGAAACGGUCUUUACGCUUUCUAAAUUCAAAUAUACUGAAUAUUUGAAUUUUGAUUACAUAUAAGUUCACAAGAAUUAAUUAUUUAACUGAUGUAAUGUAAACAUAAUUGUAAUAAGAGUUUUUGUUCGGACGUAAAUGUUUUUUCUAAUUUAUAAUGUAAAAUAUUUAUAAUUUGUUUUUAUUCUGUGGCCUUUAAGACAGUUUGUAAGUGCAAUGUUAAUCUUAAAAACGAGAGGAAAAAACCUAUCUCGAGAGUAAUUUUUGCUUGAUAGUUUCUAAGUAUUAUUGUUCGGUCGUUGAUUUGUUUCGUUUGAAAGUAAGUUACUGGAAGUAAAUUCGUAAAAAAAAAUGAUAUUUUUGACGUGUUUCGUUACGAAGCAUUAUGGUUCAGUUUAUUCUAAGUGUGUAUUCGUUUCUUUCUUCUUUUUUUUACCAAGUUUUAAUUAUCGGAAAAAAUAUGAUUUUUAUACGUUGGUAUUUUCUUUUUUUUGCCCAUCUAUGGCGUUUCAUGGUGCAAAAUUUAUGUCUCAUAUUGAAGAGAAACAAUGAACCUUUGGGGUUGGUAAAUGCGUUUAUUUUUUCAAAUCGUAGAAUGAGCUACGAUUUUGAGUGUAAAAUGAAUUAUGAUUGUUUGUUUUGAACCAAAGAUUAUUGAGUAAUUUCUUUCUAUUAAGAUUAAAUUUUUUCAUGUUGGAAAGUGUAGUCAUCUGUGUAAAUUAUUGAGGAAUUGUUCACUAUGGAUUGUGUACCUAUCUACCUAUUUUGUCUUUGUUCUCGUUCGAAAGCUCAAGGUGUUAUUAGGUAUUAUAAAUGAAUUGAUUAACGAAUGAGCGAAAUGUAUAAUCGUAAAUCUAGUGAUUUACCGGAUUACAUUUGGAAUGCAUUUUGUACAUAGAAAAAAAUCUAUUAAAAUAGAUACUUUGGAUUUGUAUUUUAAAAUAUUUUAACCGUUUUACCUCGUACGAAAGCCUAUUUAUUUGUAUACAGUAAUAAAAAUUAUUGAAUUUUUAUCGUAUAUAACUGUUAACAUUUGUUUCAUGUUUGAAGUGUAAUUUAUUACACAUUUUGUUUCUUUAUUUUUCUUUUCAUUAAAUUUAUACUUAUUGUAAUGUAAAAUGUAUUGGUAUAUUUUUACUUUUUACCUUCAGUUUUUUUGUGUAUGUAAAAAAAAAUGGUGAACUUGAUUAGAAAUAAUCGUGCAAAAUUUUCGUUUUCAUUUGCACUUUUCACAUUGAUGAUUGAUUGCUAUUUGUUUUGUAAUAUCGAUAAGUUUUGAUACUAUAGGUGUACUUAAAAAUAGCUAAGUAAUUUGUUUUUUUCUCUUGUUUGAAAUUGGUAACACACGAUGAAUUGAUUACCUAUAAUAUUUAAAUUUCAACAUAAUAUUAUUUCACUUGGUACGCGUUGUACAGAAUUUAAAAACAUUGAGUAAUUAUUGGCGUGCUGGUUAAUACCAUGUGUUUUAUUAUUAUUUACCUAGGUACCUACAUUAUAUAUUUUUUUGCAGUCAUAUCAUUUAAAAAAUUUAACUUUUUGUAAGAUUUAUUUAUUUUAUUUUAUUACAAUAAAAACAAGUGUCAUUGAUUUGUUAAAUAUAAAAGUAAUUAUGGUUGUAUAUUUAAUGAGGUGGAAAUUUGGGAAUUUUCGAGUGACGAAAAUUCAUUUUGGUAAUUAAUGCCGACAAUCGUUUUCUAUUGCAUAUUCUCAUUUCAUUAUAAAAAAAUUACCAGGAAUACAACUCUCAUUUUAGAACAGCUGGUUUCUGUUUUAAGCAAAAGGUGAAAUGCUUUUCCUCGUUGGAAUUUCAUUUUGUAUCUCUCAAUUAAUUUUCGUAAUUUGUAGAGUAAUUUUCAACUUUUUACUAGUGUUAGGUUUAAGAGGUAAAUUUAAAAUAGAUGAAUUUUUUUUAUAAGUUUAAAAUACACAGCAUUACGUCAAUGUAAUUAUUUGUUUGUGCGAAUGAUGUAAAUAUCGUUGUUAUUAAUAAAAUUGUAUUAUUUUCUGCAAA
Molecule: messenger RNA, 6616 nt
Organism: Planococcus citri (citrus mealybug)
Lineage: Eukaryota; Metazoa; Arthropoda; Insecta; Hemiptera; Pseudococcidae
Product: bromodomain-containing protein 3-like
Exons: 26
Coding region: 483-4535 (1350 amino acids)
Biological process (GO): regulation of DNA-templated transcription; chromatin remodeling
Cellular component (GO): nucleus; chromatin
Source: RefSeq, a predicted model, not a curated record